AUGGCACCUCGAGGGCAGCCCUCUCGUUCAACUACAGUCAUUGUUAACGUGGCGGUGGCGGACAGCUUCCCUGAAGUGCUUUCAGAGUUCACAGACUUUACUCACGACAAGGAGUACAAUGACAACCUGACUUUUUACUUAGUGUUGGCUCUGGCUGUAGUUUCCUUCCUCUUCAUCACGUGUUUAGUGGUUAUUAUAUCAGUGAAAAUCUACAGAUGGAGACAGUCUCGCAUCCUGUAUCACUCCAAUCUCCCUGUGAUUCCAUAUUAUCCACCACGUUACUCAGACACUUUGGGGACAGGGACUCUCCAACACGUGUACAAUUACAAGGUGUGCAGGACGACUGACUCCAGAAAGAGUGACUGUAAAUUCGGCAGAGCUGGUAGUCAGAAUGUGCUGAUAAUGGACCCCAGUUCUACAGGGACGAUGCAGCGGAUACAGAGUGAGAAGAGCAUCCUGCAUGAACCUGAUUCUCCUUUAGAGAAAUUGUCAGUAUUGCCUUUUCUGAUUUUCCUGUUGUGUCUCAGUCACAUCGUCUCAGGCCAAAUCAGGUAUACAAUUCCAGAGGAGUUGAAGAAGGGAUCACUUAUUGGUAACGUAGCCCAAGACCUUGGUCUGGAUGUGCAAAGGCUCCGUUCUGGCCGUGCCCGUAUCGUGACCAGACAAAGCUUUCAGUACACCGAGCUGCAAACAGACAAAGGCGUUUUAGUCGUCAAUGAGAGAAUUGACCGAGAGCAGCUGUGUAGAGACGUAACGCCGUGCAGCUUCAGCUUUGAGAUUAUUUUAGAAAACCCCAUGGAGUUACACCAAGUAACAGUGGAAAUAAUUGACAUAAAUGACAAUACUCCGACGUUUAGAAAAGAUGAAAUCAAAUUUGAAAUAAGCGAAAUUGCCACACUGGGGUCGCGCUUUUUGUUACCCAGUGCCGAAGAUGCAGAUGUAGGCAGUAAUGGCUUACAGAAAUAUAUACUAACCACCAAUGACAUAUUUGGCUUGAAGCAGCACUCAAGUCCAGAUGGUCGAAAAUAUGCGGAGAUGAUCUUACAAAAAGGGUUAGAUCGAGAAAGCGAGCCUAGAAUAUCACUGAAGCUCAUCGCUGUUGAUGGCGGCACUCCACAUAGAUCUGGUACGGUAAAUAUCGACAUCACAGUGCUAGAUGCAAAUGAUAAUCCUCCCAUUUUCAACCAGUCUCUUUACAGGGCUGCUUUAUUGGAAAAUGCAUUGAAAGGCACCUAUAUCACUAAAGUGAAUGCAAGUGAUGCAGACAGUGGAUCAAACGGACUCGUCACAUAUAGAUUUUCAAACAUGAAGGAGCAGAUGGCUGAUACAUUUAUUUUAGACGAAAUUACGGGAAUCAUAACACUUGUAGGGCAGGUGGAUUAUGAAAAAGAUAAGAAAUAUGAAAUUGUGAUUGAAGCUAUGGACCAAGGAGGCCUGACAGAUUCGAGUAAGGUUCAAAUUGAGAUUGUUGACGUCAAUGAUAAUGCACCAGUUAUAAAUGUAAUGUCAUUCUCCAGCCCCGUGCCAGAGGACUCUUCCUCAGGUACCACAGUAGCAAUAAUUAAUGUGAUUGACGCAGACUCAGAACAAAAUGGUCAAAUAACUUGUACAACAGACAGUGGUCUCCCAUUUAAAAUUAAAUCAACAUUAGCUAAUUACUAUACAUUAGUAACAAACUCGGCUUUUGACAGAGAAGUUGUACCAGAAUAUAACAUAACUGUAAAGGCAACUGAUUCGGGAUCGCCAUCCUUGUCGAGCACAACAGUGUUACGUCUGAGAAUAUCAGAUGUGAAUGACAAUGCUCCCUUGUUUGAUCAAAUUAGCUACGCUGCUCACAUUACAGAAAACAACUCCCCUGGGAUGUCCAUAUUUUCUGUCAAAGCACGUGACGUUGACUGGAAUCAGAAUUCUAGAAUAUCCUACUUUCUAGAAGACACACAGAUCAAUGGAAGUCCGAUCUCUUCUUAUGUCACAAUAAAUACAGAAACAGGAGCUAUCAGUGCAGUGCGCUCAUUUGACUACGAACAAAUUAAAGAACUUAAGGUGGCAGUCAAAGCUCAGGAUGGAGGCUCUCCUCCACUCAGUAGCAAUGCGACAGUGAAAAUAAUAAUCCAGGACCAAAACGACAACCGCCCUCAGGUUCUGUACCCAGUCCAGACUGGUGGCUCUUUGGUGGCUGAAAUGGUUCCUCGUUCAGCAGAUGUGGGCUAUCUGGUGACUAAAGUGGUGGCUGUGGAUGUGGACUCUGGACAGAAUGCCUGGCUCUCCUAUAAACUGCAGAAAGCCACAGACAGGGCGCUGUUUGAAGUGGGCUUACAGAAUGGAGAAAUAAGAACUAUCCGCCAGGUGACUGAUAAAGAUGCUGUGAAACAAAGACUGACUGUUAUAGUGGAGGACAACGGGCAGCCCUCUCGUUCAGCUACAGUCAUUGUUAACGUGGCGGUGGCGGACAGCUUCCCUGAAGUGCUGUCAGAGUUCACUGACUUUACACACGACAAGGAGUACAAUGACAACCUGACUUUUUACUUAGUGUUGGCUCUGGCUGUAGUUUCCUUCCUCUUCAUCACGUGUUUAGUGGUUAUUAUAUCAGUGAAAAUCUACAGAUGGAGACAGUCUCGCAUCCUGUAUCACUCCAAUCUCCCUGUGAUUCCAUAUUAUCCACCACGUUACUCAGACACUUUGGGGACAGGGACUCUCCAACACGUGUACAAUUACGAAGUGUGCAGGACGACUGACUCCAGAAAGAGUGACUGUAAGUUCGGCAGAGCUGGUAGUCAAAACGUGCUGAUAAUGGACCCCAGUUCUACAGGGACGAUGCAGCGGAUACAGAGUGAAAAGAGCAUCCUGGAUGAACCAGACUCUCCUCUAGAGAGAGCAGUCAUCGUCGACGCAGACAGCAGCCGUGACCUGUAA
Scomber scombrus (Atlantic mackerel) is the source of this 2913-nucleotide messenger RNA. Its product is annotated as protocadherin beta-16-like. Gene Ontology annotation, biological process: homophilic cell-cell adhesion. The transcript is spliced from 4 exons. Gene Ontology annotation, cellular component: plasma membrane. Bases 1 to 2913 code for a protein of 970 amino acids. Gene Ontology annotation, molecular function: calcium ion binding. Lineage: Eukaryota; Metazoa; Chordata; Actinopteri; Scombriformes; Scombridae. The record is from RefSeq and is a predicted model, not a curated record.